This is a messenger RNA of Talaromyces atroroseus, 4554 nucleotides long. RefSeq lists its product as hypothetical. Lineage: Eukaryota; Fungi; Ascomycota; Eurotiomycetes; Eurotiales; Trichocomaceae. The record is from RefSeq and is a predicted model, not a curated record. Gene Ontology annotation, biological process: regulation of cell shape. Bases 1 to 4554 code for a protein of 1517 amino acids. Gene Ontology annotation, molecular function: protein binding. The transcript is spliced from 4 exons.
AUGUCCUUUUUAUUUAGGUCGAAGAAACCACAGCCGGGAGGAACGGGACUUCCCCCGGCCAGCAGGAAUAUACACACCUCGGAGGGUACAAUACAAGAGAAGGUACCGAUACUAGACGGGGAUAGAGCGCGAGACAUGGGCAGAAUAACGUCUCCGACACCUAGUGGGAGUGUGAACAACUCUCUCAAUUCUGUCACCAGUGCCAAUAGCCCUGAUCCCGUUCGAAUGCGGCAGCGAGCAGACUCCGAAUCUCAGAUUCAGCGUUCCUCAUCAGCUACACCCGGUUCUCCAACUACGAACACAAAUGCAGCUCUAUAUCCCUGGUCCCAGCGACGCUUAAAUUUCACUGCUUCAAAUGCCAACCCGUUCCCUCGAUAUGGCGCCGCAAUCAACUCAAUUGCUUCGAAAGAAGGCGACAUCUACAUGAUGGGUGGUUUGAUUGACGGCUCCACGGUAAAGGGAGAUUUGUGGAUGGUGGAAAGUAGUAGCGGUUCUCUUUCAUGUUUUCCAAUUCCGACAGCUUCGGAAGGGCCAGGUCCGCGUGUAGGCCAUUCCAGUUUACUGGUAGGGAACGCUUUCAUCGUCUUUGGCGGUGACACGAAGAUUGCCGACCAUGAUGUUUUGGAUGACACACUCUAUUUGCUUAAUACAUCAUCUCGUCAAUGGUCUCGAGCAAUUCCUCCCGGUCCCCGUCCCUUGGGACGGUAUGGCCAUACACUGAAUAUUCUCGGCUCCAAACUUUUUGUGUUUGGAGGACAGGUUGAAGGCUAUUUUUUCAAUGACCUGGUUGCCUUUGACCUAAACGCCCUUCAAAGUCCUACAAACAAGUGGGAGUUCUUAAUUCGGAACACACAUGAUGGUGGCCCGCCCGCAGGCCAAAUUCCUCCCGCGCGAACGAAUCAUACGACCGUUAGUUACGGCGAUAAACUAUAUCUGUUUGGAGGAACGAAUGGAGUGACAUGGUUUAAUGAUGUUUGGUCUUAUGAUCCACGAACAAAUCAGUGGACAGAACUAGACUGCAUCGGUUUCGUCCCUUCUCCGCGCGAAGGACAUGCUGCAGCACUAGUAGGUGACUAUAUGUAUGUUUUCGGUGGUCGCAAUGAGGAGGGCAUGGAUCUUGGUGAUCUGUCUGCUUUCCGUAUCACUACCAAGAGGUGGUUCUUAUUCCAAAAUAUGGGUCCUGCUCCGUCUCCCAGAUCAGGACAUAGUAUGACAGCCUUUGGGCGGCAAAUUAUUGUCAUGGCUGGUGAACCGAGCUCAGCACCGAGAGAUCCAACAGAACUUAGCAUGGCGUAUAUUCUGGACACUGGAAAGAUUCGCUAUCCGCCUGAUUCUGCCCCAAACGGCGAGAGGCCUGUCGAUGCACGGAAAAUGAGCGGCGACAAAUCUGCGAUCCCCACUGGUCGAGUCUCUAGAGAAGCACAGAAUACUCCUCCCAUUGACCAGCCGCGUCGGACGACCGCCGCAUAUCGAGAAAGCAUGAUAAGUCCAAAUGUCAAACCAUCACCACAAGGAGAUUUGUCUCAAGGAACGGGAACGGCAGCAUCAAGGCUUCCGCGAGCCUCUAUUGCCCAAGCACCGUCAGGGCCUCCUCCCCCAGGACAAGCACCGACUCCAACUCCGCGAAUGAAUGGACAGGCCCCGCAAGCGCCUAGGAGCAAAACACCUCCUACAAAACAAGAUCGUAGCUUUGGCCCUCAAGUGGAUAUUGUACGUUCUGUCGCGACAGAUAGAGACGUGCAAUCUCCAACCUCCAGGGCCUUACCCAUGGACAGCAACAACAAGCCUUCGGCAGAUAUGAGUCCAAUUUCUCAAGGUCGUCGAACUCCCAAUACUCAACCCCCGUCUAAGUUAGCUGCUAAAGCAAUGGAAGCUGGCGAAGCAACUCCUCUCAUGAGCGCACCAACAAGGCAGCGAUCGCUACAAAGACAGCGGCAAAGAGCUUCGAUGGAUAGUACGGACGAAUCUAUUUUGGGCAGGCAGCCAAGCGUGGACGGGUCUAUUGAGUCCCGGACCUACAGGAACUCUCGUAUUCUGGGUGACGAACCUAGAUCGCCCAGACUUACCCCUCACCAAGAAGCACUAAUCAAGGAGCUUGAAGCGACCAGAAAUCGUAAUGCAUGGUAUGCUUCAGAGUUGGCUCUAGCCCGCAAAGCCGGGUAUAACCCUAGCCCGGCUAGUAGCUCGGCACUUGAUGAGCGCCCUCCAGAGGUGUUCACAGACGAGGAUCGACCAUUGAUCGAGGCUUUUCUUUCGAUGAGGGCUGAGCUAGCUAAGAUGCAAGCAACAGUAGACCGUCAGGCCGCUAUUGCAUCUAAGAGAGUGGCCGAGGUGGAGCACCAACGUGACGCUGCGAUCAGCGAGGCCGCAUAUGCUCGUGCCAAACUAGCCGCACAUGGAGGCAGCCAGCGUAGCACGCCGCAGCUUGAAGGAACGCCGCGUACUGACGAAGAAACGAAUGCCGAGCGCACAACAGAUCUCAGUAGGAGACUAGCGCUGGCGCUGGCGUCCCAGGCAGAGUUGAAAUCGAAGUUGGAGUCCAUUACCGUGGAUCUCGAGCAAGAAAAGAGGGCUCGUGAGCUGGCAGAGGGAACGAAUGAAGCCACACGAAAGAGACUGGCCGAGUUGGAGAUGCAAAACCACUCCUUGGAGCUGGAGAGUCUAAAAGCUGAACUCCAUCAGCUGCAAGCCCAUGCCAGGGAAGAAUCUGCCCUUCGCUCCGAAGCAGAAGCCAACCACAAACAAGCUAGCAUUGAUAAGGAGGAAUUAAGCCAAAAACUCGAAGAAGCAUCCGCACGGCUCAAAGAUCAUGGAAGCAACAUGACGUCGCUCCGUGAAGCUGUUGCUGCAUCUGCAACGAAGGCUGCUUUGAUGGAAAGACACUUGGAAGAAGAGCGUGAGCGUCGCGAAGGAUUGGAACGAAAACUGUUGCAGUUGAGAUCCGAUCAUGAAGAAAGAACUGCUGAGUUGGAGACCGCUAGUCGCCGUUUGAAGGAGGCAGAGGAAUUGGCAGAGAGUCAUGCACGGGAGGCCGAGAGUCAUAAGCUUGCAUUUAUUUCGGGCCUUGAUCGUGCAUCGUCAUUAGACUCCGAUAGCUCAAUCCGGUCGAUCACCGACCAGCGCGUUGUUGCCUUGCAAGCUCAAGUUGAGACAGCUAACAAAUUGGCCAGGUCGAACCAGGCGGCAGCUGAUGAUGCGGCUGACAAACUAAGGCGCGCGGAAGAACGUAUCGCAGGCCUUGAGGCAUACCAGGAGCAGGUUAGCCGUGAAGGUCUUCAACUUCGUCGGCAGUUGCAAACAGCCAUCAAAGAGAGCCAAGCAUCAGCGACAGAAAACAAGGAGCUCAAGUCAAAACUCGAGAGUCAGCAGCGUGAUACCAGUGCUCUGGCUAUCCAACACGGUGCACUCAAGGACCUGCUGGGAGAACGAGGUGUUCAUGCUUCGGAUAGCCGAAGGUCGCCACUAUUGGAUUCACCUGGAUCCCGCUUUGGCACACCUGAGCAAACGCGUCUCCGUGAUCUCGAGCAGCAACUCCAGGCCAGUCUGAAAUCACAUGAAGAGACCAAGAUUGCAUUUGAGUCUCGUGAGCAAGAAGCUGAUCGUGCCUAUCGAGAGAAACUGGAGCAGCUUGAGAACGAUUACCAAGCUGCGGUUCACUACGUGAAGGGCACAGAAAAGAUGUUGAAACGUAUGAAGGACGAGUUAGCUAAGUAUAAGACACUUACCAAUAAUUUGCAAACGGAACUGGAGAACGCGCAGAAGAAUGCCGAGAAAUCUGCAGACUCUUCAGCUUCGACAUCUUGGGAAAGCGAACGGUCGGAGCUUCAGAAUUCUCUUGCGGAGCUUCAGAGCAAGAUGAGCUCCUCUAUAGCCGAACUCGAGAGCCAGAUCACCAAGCUCAAGCAAGAUCUGACUUUGGCACAAGCCGAGAGUCAUGAGUCCCGAUCAGCGCACGAGAUCGCUAAACAAGAACUCAUUGCCGCAACGGACAAGUCACGAGUCGAAAUUGAGCAAUUAAAAGAAGAAAACUCCCUAUUGGAAUCGCGAGCCGUGCAUGCUGAACAGCGGGUUACUAUGCUGCUCGAGCAGAUGGUAACAUCUGUCGACAAUCAUCGCCGUCAAUCCCAGCAUGGACAAGGUUUCGGCAACAUCUCCAGAAGUCAGAGCAACGCGUCUACAGCGACAGCUGGUGGAUUUGGCGGGGGUCGUUCUCGAGGCAACAGUAAUGUCUCUCGUGACGAUUUAUUCCUGGACAACCGUAGUUCGAUGGCGUUGGAUUCUCUUGCCAAUGAAUUAGAUGCCCUCCGCAGUCAUUGGGAAAGUACAAACCGUAAUCACCGGUUGAGUUCGACAUUCGAUCUGGAUGCAACAACCCCAAUCAAGGAGAGCCACGAGGGGUCCACUCUAAGCCAGAGCGUUACCAAUUGGCGACGACGCCUAGAAGAGGAAGAGGCUCGCGCGAGCAGCCCUACUGACAGCUUUGCCGAAUCGAUGACAACGCCCACGGCUCUCCGUCCGGAGGCACCAGAACAUUCUGGUCGCAACAUGAUAUAG